This is a messenger RNA of Misgurnus anguillicaudatus (oriental weatherfish), 902 nucleotides long. The record is from RefSeq and is a predicted model, not a curated record. Lineage: Eukaryota; Metazoa; Chordata; Actinopteri; Cypriniformes; Cobitidae.
AUGAUUGUGAGGAGGUGCAUGGGACGGAGCACUGGAAGUCGGCCGCUCGCCCGACAGACUCCCAGGGCCCGCUCGGGAAGACGAAGCUCGCUCUACAUUGCUUGCACGGUAAAAAGACUGGACGCGCAUAUUACCUCCAGCCUCAUUCCCCACACCUGUAACACGCCUGCUAACCCGAUGAAUUCUCCGACCCCGUGUAACAUUCCCACCACUGACAUUGGGCAAAGGAUUUAUCAUGUGCUUGAGUUCAGUGCUUCAUCUUGUAAGCUUUGUGAAGAGAGUUGGACAUCAUACAGUGGAAAGUGUUAUUUCUUCUCUUCUGUAAAUAAAACAUGGUUUGAGGCUCAUGAUUUAUGUGCUGCAUCAAAAGCUCAUCUGGUCACCAUCAACAGCAAAGCUGUACGCGAUUUCCUGGUGUCUAAAAUUAAAGAGACUCACUGGAUCGGUCUUAAUGAUCAGAAGACUGAAGGUCGAUGGGUUUGGCUGAAUGAUCAAACUCUUGAAGAGACCGGAGUACAAUUCUGGACAGAUGGAACUGAGCCGGAUAACUGGAAUGGAGAUAAUCCAUCUGGAGAGGACUGUGCCUGUAUGGGACAUGGGAGUAAUUAUUUAGAUUCUUGGUUUGAUGCAUCUUGCAAAUACAAGAAAAAGUUCAUCUGUGAUAAAGAAUUCAUUGCAUUUCAGUGAUGACUGUAGUGACUGUAGUCUCAAUCUUAUAUUGAGGAUCUUUAGACAUCUCUCUGUAUUGUGCAUUUAAAUCUUGUUGAAUAAAAGACGCUCUUUACUCUUAUUUUAUACCAAGGUGGUUUUGCAUUUACAACAUAAAAAACGUUGUUAUCUGUUAAUCAUUUACAAUAACAAUUUUAACAGUCAGUGACACACAUUAUUUGUUUGUUUAUCUA